GAGAAUUAAUCUAUUUAGUUAUAUUAGUAUUAUCAACUGUAGUUAGAGAAAAAUAUGUCUGCGAUUAGUACUGGAUUACCACCUGGAUGGACCAUUAGACUCUCGCGCGGUCACAAUAAAGAGUACUAUUAUAAUCAACUGACCAAUGAAUCUUCAUGGGAACCACCAUUCGGUAGUGACAAUGAUAAGUUGAACGAAUACUUAAGAAAGUUUAAAGCUAAUGGAAAUAAAGCAGUAAUUGGGGAUGACUCUAAAGUGCGUGCUUCGCAUAUCUUAGUUAAGAAUGAAACAUCUCGUAAACCUAAGUCAUGGAAAUCAGAAGAGAUUAAAUUAACUAGAGAUGAAGCUAUUCAAAUUAUAAAGAAACUUCAAGCUAAAAUCUUGAAGGGAGAAUCUACAUUUGCUGAAAUUGCAACUACUGAGAGUGAUUGUAGUAGUCAUUCUAGAGGAGGUGAUUUAGGUUUUUUUAAUAAAGAAUCUAUGCAACCUAGUUUCUCUAAUGCCGCAUUUAAUUUACAUGUCGGAGAAAUAAGUGAUAUAGUCGAGAGUGAUAGUGGACUUCAUAUUAUACAAAGAACUGGUUAAAAGAUAUUGAACAUUAACUAAUAUCAAACCAACUUGGUUGUAAGAAGUUAUAUAAAUUUUUGAUAUGAAUUAAGACAAGACAAAAAUAUUUAAUGUACAUGUUUAACUAUUAG
Scheffersomyces amazonensis is the source of this 698-nucleotide messenger RNA. It is a transcript of the gene ESS1, whose product is annotated as peptidylprolyl isomerase. The transcript has a single exon. The coding region runs from base 55 to 585 and encodes 176 amino acids. Lineage: Eukaryota; Fungi; Ascomycota; Pichiomycetes; Serinales; Debaryomycetaceae. The record is from RefSeq and is a predicted model, not a curated record. Gene Ontology annotation, cellular component: nucleus; cytosol. Gene Ontology annotation, molecular function: protein binding; peptidyl-prolyl cis-trans isomerase activity.